This is a messenger RNA of Cyphellophora europaea CBS 101466, 2655 nucleotides long. RefSeq lists its product as uncharacterized. The transcript is spliced from 4 exons. The record is from RefSeq and is a predicted model, not a curated record. The coding region runs from base 1 to 2655 and encodes 884 amino acids. NCBI's taxonomy places the organism in Eukaryota, Fungi, Ascomycota, Eurotiomycetes, Chaetothyriales, Cyphellophoraceae.
AUGAGGUUCUCGCUACUGCCUUUUCUGGCCGCCGGUGCCGUGGCUCACCAUAAUCACCAUCAGCUUCAGCAUCAGCACCAGUAUGCAGAGCGUGGCCUCGAUCUGGCUGCUCGCCAGGACAUCCAAGAUGAUCCACUGGGCACCUGCCCCUCUGUCACCCCUGCUACCGUCGAAUUGACCCCGAUCACUUACAGCUACUUCUUCCCCUCCAACACCGUCGUCGAUGCUUUCUUAAAUGGUAUCCUCAUUACCAUUACCAACGCCCCGAUCGAGAUUACCUUUUCUGGCUUCCUCACUAUCACGAGAGGUGCUCCCAAAACUACUCCUACUAGCCCCACAACAACUGCCGGUCCACGUCCCACCUCUGCUCCCCCAUCUCCUCCUCGGACGACCUCCAAUGUGCCGCAAACGUCGCGGCAAACUUCCAGUGCCGGCAGCGCCUCCAUCAAUCCGACUCUGACUGGACCUACUACUCUCACCACCACACGAGCUUCGUCUGCAGCUACGAGCCCCGUGUCUUCUCGAGUCUCAUCCGCAUCUGGAAGCUCUUCCCGAUCAGCUAGCUCCGGUCUGAGCAGCACUACAGCCACGUCUGUGCUGCAAUCCUCCACCGCCUCUUCUACCGUGUCGACCGUAUCGUCCACCCCGAGCGCACCGCCCAACGGCACUUACUUCGUAGCCUCGACCAUCCUGAUCAUCGUGCGCAACGCCGUUGACGGCGCUUCUGCUUCCUCUGGUCUCAACGGUUACGGUAUUCCGUUUGAAUUGCUCUACGUGCCAUCGACCGGCGCCCCUCUGCCAACUCUCAAUACGACAUUCGGCGGAAAUUAUGGCGGUAUCAUCGUUGCUGGCCAAGUUUCCUACCAAUAUGGCACAGCCUUCCAGUCAGCUCUGACUCCGGCUCAAUGGCAACAGCUCUACGACUAUCAAACCCAGUAUGGUGUCCGCAUGGUACAGUAUGAUGUCUUCCCUGGACCACUAUUCGGCGCUUCCCUUGUCGGCACCACUGGUUGUUGCGCAGCUGGUGUGGAACAAAAUAUGUACUUUACCCAGACCACACCUCAAUCUGGCCUCAGGAUUAACGCCGACUUCUCUACAUUGGGCCUAUACCACUAUCCGGCCUCCAUUGCUGAUGCCACCACCACUACCGAGAUUGCCAGGUUCCGAGCCGCAGGUUCUUCCCCCGAAGGUGUUGCUGCUGUUAUCAACAACUUUGCUGGCCGUGAACAAAUGGUCUUCUUUAUUUCCUGGGCCACCGAUUUCUCCGCCACGAGCAACUUCUUGCAGCACGAGUAUAUCACAUGGAUGACCAGAGGUCUCUACAGUGGAUAUCGUCGUGUCUAUCUCAAUACUCAGAUUGACGACAUGUUCCUGUCUACCACACUCUACCAGCCUGCCAAUAUCGACUACCGUGUGGUACCUGCCGAUAUGCAAGACAUCUGGAACUGGGUCCCCACCAUUCAAGCCAAGAUGAAUGCCGGCUCCUUCUAUCUGCCUGAGAUUGGACACAAUGGCAACGGCAACAUCGAGUACUCGACAUUCGUUGCUGGCGGUGACGCGGUAUGUGCACCAGGGCCGAUUGAGUACAACUCGCCGCCAGAUACUCCAUUGGAGUUCAAGAAACCUCUUGGUACUGGAACAAAUCUGUGGCCUACCUCGCCUACGGUCUAUGGAUACUCGACUGCUUGCAACACUCUGGAUCCUCUCUUCAAUUGGUUCCGCACCCCUGCCAACCAGAACAGAUUCAUUCACAUCUCCCAUACCUUCACUCAUCUGGAACUAAACAACGCUACCUAUAGCGAUGCACUCAAGGAGAUCCAGUUCAACCAGGCUUGGCUUCAGCAAAUCGGCUUCACUGCUGGUCGUUUCACACCCAAUGGUCUGAUCCCACCUGCCAUCACCGGUCUACACAACGGUGAUGUGCUUAGGGCUUGGACCAACGCUGGUCUCCGCAACUGUGUUGGCGACAACACUCGGCCUGCGCUUCGCAAUCAGCAGAACAACAUGUAUCCAUACACCACGUCCCUAGCAAAUGACAACUUUGACGGCUACAUCGUCCUUCCCCGCUGGGCUACACGUAUCUAUUACAACUGUGACAAGCCAGCAUGCACGACCCAGGAAUGGAUCAACACUUCGGCCGGCAAAGGCGAUUUCUACGACCUGCUCAACGUCGAGAAGUCCGAUACCAUGCGCCAUCUCUUCGGCCUCUUCCACGAAGGCUACAUGUUCCACCAGGCCAACCUGCGCACCCAAGGCGUCGACCCCAUCACCAUCAACGGCGUCACCUCAACCAUCUCCAUCUUCCAAGCCUGGGUCGAAACCGUUGUGCAAGAAUUCACCCGCCUCGUCAACUGGCCCUCCAUCACCCUGCAACAGUCCGACCUGGCCGUCACCUUCACCGACCGCCAGACCCGCGACGCCUGCCAGCCCCGCCUCACCUGGAACAAGGUCGGCCAGACCAUCACCAGCGCCACCGUCACCGCCAACGGCAACUCCUGCAGCGUGCGCGUCCCCGUCACCAUCCCCAACGGCAUCACCACCGACGCUCAGGGCUUCCAGACCGAGCAGAUCGGUAAUGAUCCCUUGACGAUCUGGGUCCAGUUGACGGGGAGUCCCGUGACGUUCCAGUUUACACCGCCCAUCGCUGUCCCUUAG